CAUCGCUCUCUCACACCACUGGCCUAUCCUCCAAUUUGACGUCAAUAAUGCCUUUCUCCAAGGUUCUUUAGAAGAGUAAGUCUUCAUGGCUCAACCACCAGGCUUCCGCAAUUCCACGACCCCUACCUUUGUAUGCCGUCUAAAUCGUCCUAUCUACAGACUUCGACAAGCUCCUCGCUCCUGGUAUUUGUCAUUGUGUAGUUUCCUGGAAAGUAAAGGCUUCAUCAAAACGCAGUCCGAUGCAUCCUUGUUUGUCUAUAAUCAUGAUGGGGCUUUGCUCUACUUCCUGGAAACGACUCUACUUUGCUCACUCAGUUUCAGGAGCAUCUUGCCUCCCGGUUCUCACUAAAAUAGCUAGGCGGGGUGAAUUAUUUUUUGGGUAUCGAAAUCUUACCCAAUCCCUCAGGUUUUCUUCUAUCACAACAGAAGUAUAUCUCUGAUGUUCUUGAUCGAUUUCAUAUGGUUGAUGCUAAGCCUUCUCCAACUCCACUUUCCACGUCAGCCAAACUUAUGCUUCAUGAUGGCUCCCACCCUAUUGAUUCCAUGCUUUACAGACAAGUGCUCGGUGCCCUUCAGUACUUACUUUGCACGCGUCCUGAUAUCGCAUUUGCCGUCAAUAAAUUAUCUCAGUUCAUGCAUGCACCAUCCCAACUUCAUUGGCAGUCUGUCAAGCGUCUCCUGCGAUAUCUACAAGGUACUCGUCAUCUUGGCUUACAACUUAGACACUCAUAUUCUCUUUCCAUUGAAGCUUUUGCCGACUCUGAUUGGGCGGGGGAUCCUAAUGAUCGCACAUCCACCAUGGGCUACCUUAUUUAUCUUGGCGGUAAUCUUGUUUCAUGGAAGUCGAAGAAACAACGCUCUGUUGCCCGCUCUAGUACCGAGGCUGAAUAUCGAGCUCUUGCGCAUGCCUCUGCUGAACUUGAAUGGUUGCAAAACCUAUUAAUUGAGCUGCAUCAUCGCCCUCCCAAUCCUCCUAUCCUAUAUUGUGAUAAUCUUGGUGCAGUAAACUUCUCUGCUAAUCCAGUCUUCCACUCCAGGAUGAAGCAUUUGGCAUUAGAUUUCCACUUUGUGAGAGAACUUGUGCAAUCUCUUAAACUGCGCGUUUGCCAUGUCUCCACCGUUCACCAGCUGGCCGAUGCACUCACUAAGCCUCUUCCCACUUCACGUUAUCUUCUACUUCGGUCCAAGACUGGUGUCGUACUCGCCUCCGUCUUGCGGGGGCGUGAUAGAGAUAUAAUUCAGAAAAGUUAAUUGCAACAUAUACUUGGAAACCAUACCAUUUUACAAAAGACAAUACCUCUUAUUGAUCACUCCUCCAAUUGACAUCCAACCAUCACCAUUAUUUCCCUCCAUCACUAUUCUUCUCCCGCCAACUAUAUCAUAUUCAGAGACUCAUGUGAUAGCCUUUACUCUUUUCUAUCUACUCACAUCUACAACCAACUACUUGUAAUCACCCACAUCAUUUUACUUUCAAGUGUAUGUAUUAGAUAUAUUCCAUCAAUAGAAUUCAUAUCUCCACACUCUGCAGGCCAAAAAAACAAACGAUCUCCUAACUCCCCUGGUAAUCGAAAUGUCUCGACCAUAUUCUGACACAGUCAAAACCACCGACGAACUACAAAUCUCUCCGCCGGCGGGCUCACUUCCCGCUACUUCCAUCCCGCUGCCGUUCUGCGACAUAGUCUGGCUAAUCGUCAAUCCCAUCCAACGGGUCUUCUUCUACGGUCUCCCAAACUGCAACGUCUCCCAAUUGCGCCAAACCAUCCUCCCCAAUCUAACUUCCUCCCUCUCCCUCGCCCUCCGUUACUUCUACCCUUUUGCUGCUCGCCUCGUCUCCCCGCCUCGACCCGGAAAGCCAUACAUCCUCUACUCCGACGGCGACUCUGUUUCCCUCACCGUCGCAGAGACCUCUCUCGAAUUCGACCAAGUCUCCACCGACCUCCCCAAUGACGCCGGCUUGCUCCACCCUCUUCUCCCCGAACUCCCUCCCGCCGAAUCGAAACCCUACGGCGGCGGCAGCGGCACAACCGCCUCCCCGAUUCUCGUCGUGAAGAUCACUCUGUUCCCCAACUCUGGCGUCUGCAUCGGGUUCGAAUUCCUCCACGUGGCGGCCGACGGGUCGGCUUUCAACCAUUUCGUGAAAUCCUGGGCUUCGAUUUGCAGGUCCGGGGGCGAGGACUUGAGUUGGGUCGAGAAAUCGCCGCCGUGCCUCGACCGAUCGUUGGUCCACGACCCGAGAAAUCUGAAGGAUGUUAUCAUGGAACAAGUGUGGAAUUUCGCCGAGGCUUGGCAGGACGACGACGAGUCGCCGCCCCGAUACAGACAUUCAGAUAAGGUCCGUGCGACUUUCGUCAUUGACAGGGAAGAUAUAUCCAGGCUGAAAUCGAUGGGGAAUCGGGACAAUGUUGAAGACGGCAAACAGCUUCCGGCGGCGUCAGCAUUUGCGGUGGCGAGCGCCUUGGUAUGGACCAAUUUGAUCAAAUCCCUACAUCUGGAAGAGGAAAAUGCAGGGGAUGACGUCAGUGGCGGGAAAAUCGACAGCUACGUAAUUCCGGCAGAUCUACGCGGCCGUCUCGAUCCGCAGCUCCCCGCGACCUACUUCGGCAACUGCAUCGGGAUCAAGAUAGUGUCGGUGGAGCGGAGGCACCUGCUGGGAGACGACGGCUUCGCGGUGGCGGCGAAGGCGAUCGCGGCGGGGAUUCGGGGGCUUGGAGGGGCGCUAAAAGAAGCGGAGAAAUGGGUAACUGGAUUUGGGGAAGCUUUCAAAUCUGGGAAAGUUGUGACGGUUGCCGGGUCGCCGAGGCUGCGGGUCUACGAGACGGAUUUCGGGUGGGGGCGGCCGAGGAAGUCGGAGCCGGUGCAUAUUGACUCCUCCGGCGCGGUUUACUUCUCCGAUGCGAGAGAUGAGGAAAGGGGCGGGCUUGAGUUCGGGUUGGUGCUGAGAAAGGCUGAGAUGGAUGCGUUUGUGGCUUUGUUUGAGCAGCAGCUGAACCAACUACGUCUCUAGGGGAUGCGACGCAAAUUGGUCUAGGAAGUCGAGUAAGGUGAAUUUUGAUUCAGAAGAUUGGUUAGGAAAGUUAUGUACCACUUUUGCUGUAAAGAUACAUUUCGAAUUUGUUUUUUGAAAUGCAUAUCAAUUGGUUUGAUCUAGUAAUAAUAAAUAGCAAGAAUAAGUAUAAAAUAUUUUAAAAAGGAAGUUAGUCUGUAUUCGUGAUAAGUUGUGUUUUACUAGUUAAGGUUCGGCCUGCUGGCUAAUGAACUUAAUUUGAUUAGUGAAAACUCAAUAGUUGUUAAGCAUUUUAUUACUUUUUAUAAGAGCUACGAAACUUCAUAUGAUUUGCGCAUCCCCUCUAUUUCAUAUUGCAUUGAUGUGUUAUUGCGAAAUUCACAUGAUUAGGUCAACUGAAGUCUAUUUAGUUCAUCGAGUCAAAUGGAUAAUUUUUCGGUAUGGCAAAUCAAUUAGUCAAAUUAACAUAACCACAAUUUAUCAAAUAUAAUUGGUUGAUGUACUCAUGUGGCAUAUGUAAAAUCAAUUAGUGAAAUCAAGUGAAUCAUAAUUGAUCAAACUCGUAUAGAUUGUUGACAAUUUAUAGAUUUAGACUCGUAUUCUCCAAACGGCAUUGGUUGAAUGAUUGGUGAUUUCAACUGUCAAUUUAAUAUUUAAUCUAAAAAAUUUUAUUUACAUUUGAUAAUAGUAAUACAACGUUAGCAUAGAGAUUGUGAUUAAACCAAGAUUGUCAAACCGGUUUAUUAUGUCGUUAUGCCAGUAUAUGACAAGUGGUAUAGUCCGACCGGUGGUAAACACAAUUUAUUCCAGUUCAUGCCGAUUUAGCAAAAAAUGUAGGGUUUGAAACUAUUAACAUUUAAUGAAUUUAGUCAUAUAUAACAUAUUUGAAUACAAUCUAUCUAAAAUCACAUCAAUAUUUAAAUAAAGUACAAAAUUUACAACAAAAUGAAAAGCAUCAAUAUUUAUACAACAUUUAAUGCCAACAUCCAAACAUUUAUACAUGAAUCCAUUAAUAAACAUAACAUCUAAAUAUUCAUACAUUGAUCCAACAAAUAACGUAAACAUUUAACUUUCAAAUUCAAAAAACAAGUGAACAAUUUUUUUUUUUUUUGUUAAUUAAAUCUACCAAAGUGCGUCAUUUUAUUUAAAGGCUGGGAAUUGAGCAUGUCGCUAAUAUACUUAUAUCAGAAGAAUUCUAGUCGAUUUUGUAACCAACACUGGCUAGACCUAGUUGUAUCGAUCGGUAUGCCACCUACAUGCAACCAUGGAUUUAACGGGAAGAUAUCUACACGAGAUAAAAUUAGGUCAUCCGGUAAUGGAUUGGGACACUUGGCUUGAUACCCUACAGGCUACAACCAUACCAAACUCAAUACUCAUGACUCGAUUCAAUAGUGAAAGAAAUUUUAAAACCAAGAACCAGACCAUUAUUACAAAAAAGUUCGAUUUGCAAUCGACACCAAAUAUCAAUGCAAAUUAUUUUUCUUCAAUAUUAAUAAAAUUUAUGAAAUCAAGAAUCAGAUCGGUUGUCCUAUAGAAAGAACAUUGACAGAUUUUCUCCUUAAUUUUUGGAGAGAAACUCUGAACCCCUAAUCGUGAGACGCGAGCUAGCUAGGGCUUCGUUGUUAUGGCGACGGAUGUGGACAAACCACCGGAUAACAUGAGUGGAAUCCGGCGUCCUGCUGAAACCUCUUCCUCACCAAGCAUAAAGAACAAUAUAAUAAAUAUGAUUCGCAACGUAACUUGAAAGAAGUUCCUCCGGUGUGGACUGGGCCGUCGGCAUGGGAUAGUGGAGAACUACAAAAUAUCGGACUCCAAGAAUUCUUCCUUCCUUGUGCGACUUCGUCACCAACACGACCAUGAUACUGCGUUCAACUGUGGACCAUUUCUCUUCAAAAUGAAGUUCUGAUCUAAUA
Molecule: messenger RNA, 4917 nt
Organism: Linum trigynum
Lineage: Eukaryota; Viridiplantae; Streptophyta; Magnoliopsida; Malpighiales; Linaceae
Source: the annotation of a GenBank genome assembly